GGAGCCGUUACUCGAGUCACGUCAAUCACUCGUCGUGCUUCAUGACGCAUUUCCUGUUCCCUCAGAAGUCCCUCCCCCCCUCACAUUCACCAUCAAGCCCUGACGGCGAUGUUUUGGUGAAAACAAAAUAGUGCAUCGAAAAAAGGAUGUAAACACGUCUAAAUCAUGACAUUUCGGUGGAGUGGGACUUAGAGCGGCGCUGCGUGCGAAACCGAGGACUUCUCCGAAGGCAGUGUUUAUUUUCCUUUUUUUUUCCUUCUUCUUCGGUCGUUCCUUGUGUGUUCCUCCGCAUGUCCGCUUUCCUCGUAGAUGGUCUGCGGCGAGCGUUGUCUGAAGGCGGACGACAAGCUGUUGACGUGUAACAUGAAGGAGAUGAUCGGCGGGUGCUGUGUGUGCUCUGACGAACGGGGCUGGGCGGAGAACCCGCUGGUAUACUGCGACGGCCACGGAUGCAACGUCGCCGUGCAUCAAGCCUGCUAUGGAAUUGUUCAGGUGCCGACUGGUCCAUGGUUCUGCAGAAAGUGUGAAUCCCAAGAGAGAGCGGCCCGUGUGAGAUGUGAGCUCUGUCCCCACAAAGAUGGAGCCCUCAAGAGGACGGAUAACGGAGGCUGGGCCCAUGUUGUUUGUGCCCUCUACAUACCAGAGGUGGAGUUUGCUAAUGUCUCUACUAUGGAGCCCAUAGUUCUACAGUCUGUCCCACAUGAACGCUAUAACAAGACAUGCUACAUUUGCGAGGAGCAGGGCAGAGAGAGUAAGGCAGCCACCGGAGCCUGCAUGACCUGCAACAAACACGGCUGCAGACAGGCCUUCCAUGUCACAUGUGCCCAGUUUGCAGGUUUAUUGUGUGAAGAACAAGGCUCAGAUGCAGAUAAUGUCAAAUACUGUGGAUAUUGCAAAUACCAUCACAGCAAACUGCACAAGGAGCGAGACAGACAUAAACCUAGACACAAGAAAGGCUCCAUGGACAUGUCUCCAUCGCUUGUUCUUCCUAACAUCAUGGUCCCUGACAAGACCUACAACAGCGGCACCACAGGAGGAGGUGUUCCCUCUCUGCCCGCGGCCUCUCAGAAGCGUUUAGACGACAGUAGUGGGCGAUUUACCAACGCCAACUUCCAGGAAGUGUCGUCGGCUCACUCGGGGGGGCCGUCCAAGGACGGCCUGGUGGCAGAUGCGACCAAGGCGGCGUCCGAAGGCAAGAACAAGAAGAACAGCGGCGGCCCUCACGCCGUCGGACAGAGGGGCGGCCGCAAAUCUCUCACUUCGUCUGGGAAACCGUUACCGUCAGCGGUGGUCACCAUGGCUACCUCCUCUACAUCUGCCUCCGCUUCCACGGGGCCUUUCCAUCAAGGCCUGCUGCUGACGAGUGCCAGCAAGGCUCCCGCCGCCCCAUCCUCCUCAGACUUCCUCAGCUUCACAGACUCAACGCUGCGUCCUGGCGGUGGAACCACUUUUUCCUCCCCUCCGUCUUUCAGCAGCUGUCUGGUCAAGCCGAGCUCUGAGGGCGGGGCAUCAGAGGGAACCACAACUCUCUUUGGUUCUCUGAUGUCUGCGACCACAACCUCUGCAGCGGUUGGUGGAAAGCUGUACGAGAACUCCCACAGUCACACCGCCAGCGAAACCACCAGCCUCGUCGGAACGACCGGCUACAAACGAUCCCAGGCCUCCAGCAGCGGGCUGGGGAUGGGCGGCGCGAUAGCAGCAGCAGGAGGGGAGGACGGCGUGAAGAAGAAAAAGAAGGGCAACUGGCGAAACCGAUUCGGACCUUGUUUCACCACAGACACAAAGCCCUCGGAGGCAGCUCCAUCCCUAACCCUCCCCACCUCCUCCUCCUCUGCAGCCAGCAUCACCUCCUCCUCCUCAUCUUCCCCAGCCUCCACCGCCUCGGCUACGCCCUCGACUCUCUCAGGCCGACCAGGCUUAGUUUCCAGCAGCGGUUUGGGAGCGGGUAUAGGAGGAGACAGGGCGAUCGGGGUCCUGGGCGUCGGCAUUCAGAAAUCCCCGGCACUUCUCAGGAACGGGAGUUUGCAAAGCAGUAGCAGCUCCGCAACCAGCAGCUCAGGUGUCUUCUCUGCAGCCGACGGGUCAUCGUCGGGGACAGCAGCCGUCGCCAUGGGCGGGGCGAGCGCCGAGUUGUCACAGCAACAGCAGCCCACACCUUCCCUAGCGCCUCCCUCUCCAUUCACAGCCACGGCACCGCUCAACAGCACAGCCUCCACACACGCUCUGCCGGGCCCCGUGUUCAACCUGGCCCCCCCACACAUGUUUGGCAACAGGCUGAACCCCAACUCCAGCAUGGCAGCUCUCAUCGCUCAGUCUGAGGCCUCGCCAGCAGAUCAGGAGGUGGGAGACGGCGGCGGCAGCAGCAGCGGAUCUCAGGGCUUCUCCAUACGAGCUUCUCCUAAGACCACCCCGCGUUCUCCCAUUGGCGGCCUGCAGAUCCGUUAUGACUCCUCGGGGUCGUUGCCGGGGCCAGGGCUGGGGUUGCUAGGGACCGGGGGAGGCGGCGGGGAGACGCUGCCCCCGGUGGCCACCAGCAUCGAGCAGCUCCUAGAGAGGCAGUGGAACGAGGGGCAGAACUUCCUGCUGCAGCAGGGAGCACAAGGCGACGUGGUGGCCAUGUUGAAGUCGCUCCAUCAGCUGCAGGAGGAGAACAGGAGGCUGGAGGAGCAGAUUAAAACCCUGACCAUGAAGAAGGACAGGCUACAGCUUCUCAGCGCGCAGCUAUCAGUGCCUUUUACCCAGACGACCACUUCCUUUGCUGAUGUGAAGGGGUCCCACCUCGGAGCCACAGACUCAUCUCUACCUUUGGCAGCUCAGGACGCUGCAUCAUGCGGAGGUCACAGCAGCAGCGGCUCCACCUCCUCGCUCUCCGCCUCCCCCUCCGUCUCCCAGAGCCCGCCUCAGCCAGCGCUCAACGGCGUCGCCACGACGGCCGGGCUGGGCGGGGUCGCGGGGCUGAUGGGCGCUCUGGGUGCGGGAAACACAUUGGGCAUCGGCGGGAUCGUCGGCGCGUUGAACGGAGUGAUCCAACCGACGGCGGGCCCCGGCAGCCCUCACACUACAGGGGCGGCGGCCGUCACGCUCCCCGUUAAUAGCAGCUCAGCAGGUAGUAAGAACAGCGCCGCUCGCCUUGGCCUUCUGUCCGAGCAGCAGAGACUCCUCCUGCAGCAGCAGCAUCAGCUGCAGCAGCUGCUGUCCUCGCAUUCUUCCGCGGACCAGCAACAGCAGGCGUUUCUCCUCCAGCUGAUGCAGCAGCAGCAACAGCAGCAGGACCUCCAGCAGCUGCAGUCUCAGAUUCCCCCGCUGCCGCUCUCCAACACUCAGCUGCCCAUCACCAACCUGCUUCCCGGCGCUCAGGGUCAGAGCCAAGGCGCCAUCGCCACCAACCCUUUCCUGGCGCUGCAGCACGCGCACACCGACACAAAGCCGCGUGCGGCGGAGAAAGCCGUGGGCAUCACGGGCCAGGAGAAGACAUGACACUCUUGAUUUAGAGGUUUCCUCUUCAAUAAAUAUGCAGUCGUAAGAUCAGAGUUCAGCAGCUGGACAGAAACCUGUUUCUGAAAGAGUAUUGCUAUUCGUCUCGUGGAGCUCCUCACUCAGACUGGGCCUGCUCACCUCGGUUCUGCAGCUUUUUUUUUCUGGUUUAAAACUUGACCCUGAAUUCUGUUUAUAUGUGUGCUAUUUAUUUCAAUCUAACUUAUAGUUUUGUUCUUUUUUUAACUUUAUAGCUGCUCCUUGGUUCUUAGUGUUUUUAGUUUUUUUUUUUUUUAUUUAAUUAGUAUGUAGCAUCAGAUUAAAAAUGUCUUUUCCUCCUUGAAAUGUCAGCUUUCUAGAAAGUUUCAAGGUAAUUGUUUCUAUCAUAGUUCUGACUCUUGUUUCCUGUCUUCUUGGCUUCUUUUUGUUUCCGUCUUGAUGUUUCACUCUCAGGGGCCUCCGCUAACCAGAGCCGUUUGCUCAACAGCCGAGCUGGCGCACAGAGAACUGCGAACCUAAAAAUAAAAAAAAAGAGAACAAGCAGCAAAACAUGAAUGAGUAUAAAAAUACACUUCCCUGGAAUAGCACUGAACAGUAGCAGAUGUAUGUUUGACAUCUGUCUCGCAGCAGUUCCCGAGGGGAAUAUUGGGUCAGCGUUGUGGAAAAAAAAAAAAAAGAGAGAGAAAUUACCCACUAGUCUGCUGCUGCUGCCUUUCUCCCCACGUCUAUUUCACUCUUUGUGUGCUGCAGAUCCAUUAAUGUCAGCGAGCCAAGCGUCGCACCGUCACCGCAGAAGCCUUGCCGUCGACUGUCUCUUCUCUGGGCCAGAUAUAGGGGGCUCAGUCAGGGAGGGAGAAUCAAAAAGAAAAAAGACUUAAAGGCAGCCUGAUAGUUUAGGGAUGCUGUAAUUCAUCUAGCUUGGAGGCAGAAAACAGAAUAAAAGCCCAAUCUUCCUGAUUGAGCCCCCUGCUUGUACCUACCUCUUCGAGCAGGACCUAAAAAGGCCGACCGCUGCGGCCGCUUUAACCCCCCCCCACACACACACACACAAAAGUCAGGAUUGGCCGAUCAGGGUCCGAUCCCAAGUGCCUGAGGCCAAAUAAGUGGGGGCGGGGGGUUAGAUCUGGGGUUUGUACCUUGCAAAUUUUUUUUUUUUUUUUUUUUUUACAGCUCGCCUGGUGAUUACUGCCCUGCUGUAGACACCAGAAUUAAGAAAAACACUUUCCACCUCUUUUUUUUUUUAAACCAGGAAAGUUUAUUCUGCUAUGUUCUUUAAUAUAAAAAGAAAAUGACUGUUGUGAGUUUUGUUUUAUUAUUUUUCCCCCCUGGAAUAUGUAUUGUGCGUGAAAUGAUAUAUUUUAAAGAAAGCUCACUGAUUCUUUUUUUUUUUUGCAAUUUAACAUCCUUUUGUACUACUGUGUACAGUUAUGUUUAUUUCGUCCAACACAGUCUGAUUUUGCUGUAAUCUAAUGACGUCUGCUCUGUGUCAUGUGUUUGAAAAGCUAUUUAAUAGUCGGUUAAUGGGG
This is a messenger RNA of Cyprinodon variegatus (sheepshead minnow), 5000 nucleotides long. It is a transcript of the gene mllt10, whose product is annotated as myeloid/lymphoid or mixed-lineage leukemia; translocated to, 10. Gene Ontology annotation, cellular component: nucleus. The transcript has 20 exons. The record is from RefSeq and is a predicted model, not a curated record. The coding region runs from base 310 to 3477 and encodes 1055 amino acids. Gene Ontology annotation, molecular function: histone binding; nucleosome binding. Gene Ontology annotation, biological process: regulation of transcription by RNA polymerase II. Lineage: Eukaryota; Metazoa; Chordata; Actinopteri; Cyprinodontiformes; Cyprinodontidae.